AUGUCCAAGAGAUCUAUUAAUGAAAUCCAGGUUGAUUCUGUAGAAGAAAGUGACUCUCUAGCGAUUGGUUCUUUCUUCAAGGGAUUCCAAGCCCCAGUUGAGACUAAAUUCGAAUUGUACCGUAAGAAGGCCUCUAAGAAGGACUACAUGUUGCAUGGUGAGAAUGGAAGAUUAGAAUACGAAGGUACUACUGAUGACUUAGCUAAGUCUAACCAAUCUGUUGUGGCUAUAUAUAACGCUAAGAAGAAUACAGUUCAAUUAUACAAGACUCCUAUCUUAGUUUCCAAAGUUAUCUCCAAGGCUAACAAGAAUUUGAGAGGACCAUCUAUUAAGAAUGCGGAUGUCAGAGGUUCUGUCUUAAGAAACGCUUUAGGUGAAGCCUUCGGUACAAAGAGAGCCAAAAAGGCCAUUGCUGAUUUGGAGAGAAAUCGUAUUGAUGCUGAUAAAUUAUCUGGUGUUGCUGUUGAUAUUGUAGACGCUGUGAGAACUGCCUCUAAAGAUCUACCAACUAGACAACAAUUGGAGGAAACCAUCUCUAACGAUAGACCUACCCCAUUGGCUAAUGUUGAUGCCACUGAUGUUGAACAAAUAUAUCCUGUAGAGAAUAUAAUAUCUGAAUACGAAAUGCAAUUUAUUCGUGUGGGACAUCUAUUAAAGGAAACAGACGUAGAGAAGAAAUUGGAAUCCUUUCCAUUCUCUUCAAAAUAUAUUGCUAAGAAAUUACCAAUCUUUACACAACCUACUCAAUUACCAAAAUUACAACUACUAUACUAUUUGUCUCUAUUGCUAGGUGUUUACAGCAACAGAAGAGUUAGUAAUAAAGUGAAACUACUAGAGAGAUUGAAUUCUCCACCCGAGACUUUAAUUGAUGGUGUUCUAGAUAAAUUUACUUUGGCUAGACCAGGUCAAUUUGGUAGAUCUAAGGAUCGCUCUUUCUUCAUCGACCCUCAACAUGAGGAUAAAUUGUUGUGUUAUAUUCUAACCAUCAUUAUGCAUUUGGAUAACUUCAUAGUGGAAGUAUCCCCAUUGGCUCAAGAGCUAAAUACAAAACCAUCCAAGAUUGUUGCUUUGUUUAGAGUUCUUGGUGCUAUUGUUAAAGGUGCUACUGUUGCUCAAGCAGACGCUUUUGGUAUUGCAAAGAGUGCUGCCAAUACAUACAAGAUUGCUACUUUCAAGGUUCCAUUUAAAUUACCAGAAAUGGUUAGAAGAGGCAGAGGUCCAAGACGUUGA
Maudiozyma barnettii is the source of this 1230-nucleotide messenger RNA. RefSeq names its product DNA-directed RNA polymerase I subunit RPA49 (gene RPA49). The transcript has a single exon. Gene Ontology annotation, biological process: transcription elongation by RNA polymerase I; nucleolar large rRNA transcription by RNA polymerase I; RNA polymerase I preinitiation complex assembly. The record is from RefSeq and is a predicted model, not a curated record. Gene Ontology annotation, molecular function: DNA binding. NCBI's taxonomy places the organism in Eukaryota, Fungi, Ascomycota, Saccharomycetes, Saccharomycetales, Saccharomycetaceae. The coding region runs from base 1 to 1230 and encodes 409 amino acids. Gene Ontology annotation, cellular component: RNA polymerase I complex.